This is a messenger RNA of Aspergillus alliaceus, 3139 nucleotides long. Its product is annotated as Zn(II)2Cys6 transcription factor domain-containing protein. The record is from RefSeq and is a predicted model, not a curated record. The transcript is spliced from 2 exons. Gene Ontology annotation, biological process: regulation of DNA-templated transcription. The coding region runs from base 568 to 2469 and encodes 633 amino acids. Gene Ontology annotation, molecular function: DNA-binding transcription factor activity, RNA polymerase II-specific; zinc ion binding. Lineage: Eukaryota; Fungi; Ascomycota; Eurotiomycetes; Eurotiales; Aspergillaceae.
UUUUUUUUUUUUUUUUUUUUUUCUCUUUUUGCUUUUUUUCUUUUUGUCUCUUCGAUCCCUCUCUCAUCUUCCCCAAAUGUUCCCUCCCCCCCGUGUGAGCAACCGUUUCCUCAGUGUCCGCUCUCCCCUUUCCCUCCCAAUAUAUCUCUCCUUCCUUCUUCCCUCCUCUCUUCUUCCCACGUCCUGGUGCGCAUAUCCGUGACUGUUCACCUCAUUCAUUCAGUUCUUUUCUUUUGGUGUUAUUUUCCGUCGAGCCUUAACGAACCCCAGAUCCGUUGGGGUAGUUACAUCUUUGCCAUUACCUAACUUGAACCCGCGCGAGUGGCUGAACCUCAACCCGCAUUCUGGAGCCUGAGUCCUCCGCCAUCGGCCACACAUCCUUAGCCCACGCUCCCGUUACUCGAUCGCCCUGGAAUCUUUUAAUAAUUUACCUUUGCGCUGUCUGACACCAUCUUUUCGCGAGACUCUAUCCUUGCCGUUUUCUUUUCUUUUUUUCUUCUUAUUGUAUUUAUCUCCUCCACCUUGUGACUUGUGCGCCUCCCCGGCUCACUUCCUCAUCCGCACGCCAUGGAGUCCAGAUUAGCGACGGCAGAGCCGUCCAGCAAACGACCUCGAUCGCCGUCCGGCGAUUUCCCUCCCAUCGCAUCCAAAGUUCCCAAGACGCACUCGAAUCACCUACAAAUCAAUUACCUGGCGCGUCAGUAUCCGGAUAAUCUCCCCCUAGUCUCCAUCGAAGAUACGAUGCCAGCCAUUAUACACCUAAUAGGGGAAUAUGACGGUGUUCUACAUCGUCACGAAAGCAUUGCCGGAAAUUUAGGCGCAUGCCCUUUGGGGCCGAUCCUGAUCAAGCGCUUUGAGCGCCUCUUCGAUGGACCUCCCCGCGUACUCAAGUCACAUGGCAAAGACUCUCCGAACAUCACCUGGCUGGAUGUUGUGGAGUUCGCCAAAAGCAAGCCUGAGCAGUUCAAUCUGGAGAAGUCCCGCAAUGGUGUGCGAGUCUGUCAAUUCUACACAAAGCAGUGCCGGGUGGAGAUCAGCGAAGAGGACUUCGUGCUCAUCGCAUCUGGAAUGCCGCAGAAAAUGAUCCCCCCGCAACCGAUUAUCGAGGAUGAAGAGAAGGAAUUGGGCGCAUUAGAGAUUCUAGAGAAGAACCUCCAACAAAUCAUCCAGGUCGCUGACCAAGUGUCUGCGCGAGCAAGACAGCUCAAUCAUCGUCUCAAGAAUCGCAGGACAGCUAUUGUCACCCGCCGCGAGAAUGAUCUGUCUCUCCAUUCGCAAUCACAACAACAACAGCAACAGCAACAGAAACGCUCGAUCAGUCCUGCUUGGCGCGAUGCCAACAGCAACCAACACCCACUGAACGGCAGCAGCCACUCGAACACCCAGUCUCCCUCGACCGGCUUCGUUGCGGUCAAUACCGGCCGACCCGGCGGGGAACCCACAGCGGAAGAUAAUCCGCUUUCGUCACAAUUCAUGUUCUCGCAUUCCAAUACAGAUAAUGUCACCAUCAUUAAUGGGACGUCCAUCAAAGGCGCAUCUCCGACAACGCGCGCGGAGCUGAUGAAGAAGUUUUUCACCACGCAAGACCGACAGACACGCGGCUAUGAAGAGGGGACUGGAUCUCAAAACCGACAGUCGUCCCGGCCACGACCGCGGGCAUCGGAUACGACAGAAUACAAUAUGUACACCCCGGCCCCUGCCACGGUCGCCAUCCCCAACACUCCGUCAUCGCUACUUCCUCCGCCCAAGUCCCACCACCACGAAAAGGAUGACGGCGGUCCAUUCAAGAUGGAGAUGGUUGCUCGCAUGGAGGAGCUGGCACGCGGGGAGCGCAUAUUACCUCCUUGUGAUCGCUGUCGUCGGCUCCACAUGGAUUGCUUGAAGAACCUUACGGCAUGCAUGGGUUGUACGAAAAAGCACGCCAAGUGUUCGUGGAAGGACGUAAAAGCGGAGGAACUGCAAGAGCUCCGGCCCGACCAAUCUGCGCGAGAGCGACCAGAGGAUUCGACCCCGAAAGAACCAUUACCGGCGACCACGGUGCCGGCACCGAUAGCGCCAUCGGCGCCAUCCGUAUCUUCUUCUGCACCUACACCCCCUUCAGCCGCUAUAGCGCCCGAAGUUGAUCGUCGUGGAGAGUUGUCGGAGUACAACGUGCGCAGAGAGUCCGCCCCGACCGCGGGUCCCAUACACAGUACUCCACUAGGAAAGGAACCAUCACCCCGACGGGCAAUGAGUGAGAUUCGAGGAAGCUCCUUGAUCCAUGACAGGCACACUGGUAUCAACCGCAACGCCAAUCCGGUCGCAGAGGAUGAUGACCCAGACGCCAACCAGCGGUUAAUGCAGGCGAUCCUCGACACGGUCGACCACCAUGCACGGGCGGCUGCCGCAGCGAAAGAGGGCGGACAACCAAUGUCUGACCGAGAACACGAGCAAGAACGAGAGCGAGACCGCAAAAUGGUGAAAGCUUAGUUUCUUCUUUUUUGUUUUCGUGUUUUGCCUCCUUGCUUUUCGUGGGAAGUUCAUGCAAUGGAGCAUGGGUUGGGGGGUUUGACAAGGGUGUUCCUCUACUGAAUGCAUGAUUUGUACUCGUUUAGCGUUUUAGCGGAUAUCCCAGUAGUUUAGGUACUCUCUUGUUUGCUCUCUUGUCAGACAUAUUGCAUAUAUGAACAGAUUGGCAUGUUUCCCCGGGUCCGGUUUCAGGGCAACCACAGCAUUUACUAUAUAAUAAACAUAUAAGGACAAGAACCUUUGGCAGCCAUUUGGCUCAAACUGACCUAUGUCCUCUUACAACUAUAUAGAUCUAAUCAAUGAAUCAUCCCUAUCCAACAACAACACACCCCUUCAACAACAACCUCCACCAAACACUUCUUAACAUGCAACACCACAAGCCCCAAAACCAACCCAUUAAAUAGCUUCCGACUCCCCCAAACCCCCCUCACCCCUAAAGGAACCCUCCAUCCCCCCCGCCCCAACACCUCCGCCACCGUAGCGAACUGUUUUCCUGCGGAAACUUUGCGACUUUCCCUUUCCGGAAUGGGUCUAGCUCAGGGUCGCUUUUUGCUCAGUGAUUGAUCCCGGAGCGUGGGGCAAGGCAGAAGUGUCGGCCCCAGGAAGAAUGUUCGUCAAGCAAACAAGUGGC